AUGCUCGGAGGGAGCUCGGAGCGAGAUUCCUUACCUUCCAACUCCAAGGCCCCCACGGGAGAAGCGUCCAUGUCUGUCGCGACGAGUCCACCCGACUCCAAUCCAGAAUCCUCCCCCCAGGGCCAUGCCGCCCCCGGUUCCGAUGCGUCGCCACCGUCAACCCGUGUAGAGCCCUCCGAGACGGCUCAAACGUCUGUCGCAUCCCCCCCGGCCCCCGACAGUACCGCCCCGUCGAACGCAGCGGAUGCCCCCAAGAAACACCAUCUGCUGCUACCCAUCCCGUCGCGGUCAACCCUGAAAGCGGACAAACAAUCAACCUCGGAAAACACCCAAGAUGCCGCCCAUGACGACUCGGAGAACACCCUCCGAGGCUCGAGGAGGAGCAUCCUGAAAGGGCGACGGGACCGGAGCAGGGGAAGUAGUCUGAGAUCUCGGCGGCAGAACCAGGAGGCAGCGAGUAUGGAGGAGAACAAGGCCGCGAACCCCGACUUGCGCGACGCGACAAAAUCCGACAAGAAGAACAACAAGGUCUCGUCGAAGUUAUUUGCCUUUUUGAGCUGUUGCUCCUCGUCCAACGUCGACCCCGAGGAUGCUGCGGUGCCUCCGAAGAAGACCCCCCGACGCCCGUCGGUCCCGCAGACGCAGCCGACCCCGGAGAAGGCAGAGGCGACCGCCGGCGAUUCGAGCACCGCGGAAUCCAAGGAGCCGAGCAGCUUCCGGGGAGACGAGAAGCCCCAUGCCACCGUGACGCCCGACCAGGCCCCGUCGCCCGUCGACGAGGAGCAGACGCCCGUCGAAAAGACCCCGGAACAACGCUCGCAAGUGGACGGCGCCGUGUCGUCGAUCGACCAACCCGCACCGGUCUCCCAGCCACCUUCGAAAAAGGAAGUCGAAAGCCACGGACCCGUUGAGUCCUCGGACGAGCAAACCGCCACGGGCGCCGUGUCGGAGAAGACGGAGGAUCAGGCUCAGCAACCCGAGGACAAUCAGACACCCGUUCCACCGCCGACGCACGAUGACAAGGCCGAGGAGGUCUCGGGGGAUGAUGAUACAGCGAAUGCUCCCGCCACUGACGACGAGGUCGGCCCGAAGGAUGAGAAAUAUCCCGCUCAUGAGGAAGAUGCGAUGAAAUUACCGGCCGUCUUGCCGCCUCCCCCGCCUCUUGUUCAUUCUGGGAAGCAACCCCAAGUUGGGCAGGAUAGACAACUGCAGCAAUGGUUGUUGCCGCCGCCUCUUCCUCACCUGCAAAAUCGGAAAUGCUUGGUUCUUGAUCUCGAUGAGACUCUGGUCCAUAGUAGUUUCAAGGUCCUUGAACGUGCCGACUUCACUAUUCCCGUUGAGAUCGAAGGCCAAUAUCACAACAUCUACGUGAUAAAGCGACCCGGCGUCGAUCAGUUUAUGAAACGGGUCGGGGAAUUGUAUGAAGUAGUGGUCUUCACGGCAUCUGUCUCCAAAUAUGGCGAUCCUUUAUUGGACCAACUGGACAUCCACAACGUUGUCCACCACCGGCUUUUCCGAGACAGCUGCUACAACCAUCAAGGCAACUAUGUCAAGGUGAUUGGUCGCGACCUUCAAGACACCAUUAUCAUUGACAACUCCCCGACCUCAUAUAUAUUCCAUCCCCAACAUGCGAUACCCAUCAGCAGCUGGUUCUCUGACGCCCACGAUAACGAGCUUCUUGAUUUAAUACCCGUUCUCGAAGAUCUGGCCGGUACACAAGUGAAAGACAACAUCGCCACCCGACCCACCCGACUGGCAAAAGCUCCCCGCACCGCGUCGGAACUUCCUCCACCUCCGACAAACUCGAGUACCACCGCCAUAAUGAAGGACAGCAAAGGAUGGGACGGAAAGCUGCGAGUCGAGCCCAAGGCUACGAUCACCAACCCAGAGGCUCUCGAGGAUCCCGAUUACUCGGAUUCCGACGCGCCCCCGGUGGAGGAAAUUGAGGCCGACGAGGAUCUUCUCGAAGACGAGGAUCCAGAAGCUGAGAGACUAUGCCUUCGUCAGAACCAAAUAUCGCGGAUCGCGCUGCCUUCGAACGUCGCGGAGUCGUUAACCGAGCUCGACCUCUACGAUAACCUCAUUUCGCACGUCCGGGGGUUCGAGGACUUCCAGAACCUGACGAGUCUAGACCUUAGCUUCAACAAGAUCAAGCACAUCAAGAACAUCGAGCAUUUGGUCAAACUGACGGACCUGUACUUUGUGCAAAAUAAGAUCUCCAGGAUCGAGUGUCUGGAGGGGUUGACGCUGUUGAGGAAUCUAGAGCUGGGGGCGAAUCGGAUCAGGGAGAUUGAAAACCUCGACACCCUAACCUCCCUCGAGGAACUCUGGCUAGGGAAGAACAAGAUCACCGAACUCAAGAACCUCGACGCCCUCCAAAACCUCCGCAUCCUCUCCAUCCAAUCGAACCGUCUCACGCACAUCAGCGGGCUCUCCAACCUCCCGCACCUCGAAGAAAUCUACCUCUCGCACAACGCCAUCACCGACCUCAGCGGCCUCGAGAAGAACCCGUCCCUGCGCGUGGUCGACUUCUCAAACAACCAGGUCUCGAAGCUCGAGCACCUGGAGGAGCUCGUCCAUUUGGAGGAGCUGUGGGGGUCGAAUAACCAGCUUUCCAGCUUCGACGAGGUCGAGCGCCAGCUGAAGGACAAGAAGGAGUUGAAGACAGUGUACUUUGAGGGGAACCCGUUGCAGAUGAAGGCGCCCGCGCUGUACCGGAAUAAGGUGCGCUUGGCGAUUCCGCAUAUCACGCAGAUCGAUGCUAGUAAGUCCCAGUUUUUGGUUCCUGGUCUGGAUUGUGAGGGCUGUGCUGAUAUUUUUUUCUAG
Messenger RNA from Aspergillus steynii IBT 23096, 2826 nucleotides. It is a transcript of the gene psrA, whose product is annotated as putative general stress response phosphoprotein phosphatase Psr1/2. Lineage: Eukaryota; Fungi; Ascomycota; Eurotiomycetes; Eurotiales; Aspergillaceae. The record is from RefSeq and is a predicted model, not a curated record. Gene Ontology annotation, molecular function: protein binding; phosphatase activity. Bases 1 to 2826 code for a protein of 941 amino acids. The transcript is spliced from 10 exons.